AGCAGCCGUCCCAUGGCUUGAAACCGGGGAAUAACUGUGGACCACAGUGGAUUUAUUGCGCCACACGAGCCUAGAGGUGCGAAACGGCGUCGCAGGAGCGGACUAUGUUGAUACGGAUGAGAAUUUAGCAUCUUUGAGUUGCCUUUCGGUCGCGGUUGCAUACCCGGACAGAGACAACACAGACAGAAAUAAGUACCAGAGCCGCCGCGACACCACCGAGCGAACUUGGCUUCUCUUCCCGGUGGGAGGUGUCUGUCUGUCGGCUACGGCUCGCUGCACAAACCGCUUCUCGCCACGCUGUUCGGACCUUUCUUUAGAAGGACACGGUUGUAACUAAGUUAUGUUUUUGUAAAUAGCUUAUUUUUUGGCUUUUUUGACAACCAACUGUGGCUUUAAUGUGACGCACUAUACUGACAUUAGUGCUGUGUCGGAGCGGACCCCCCUUCAGAGGAGUUCCAGGCUUUAAAUCAAGUUUUCACCUUCAUAUUUCUCUGGUUCCCGGACAGACCUCACCAAUGGAAUAGUGACAAGGGCCGAAGCAGAUCAAGCUGGGCCAGGCUGGGCCAGGCUAGGCCUACCUAGCCUUCUGUCUGGCCUCACCAGACGGGCCAGCGACCUCUACACUCCCAUCCUCAACGAUCUGUGGGAGCUUCAGCCUGUUCUGACAGACCCUUCAGCUGUAACAGAUUGGAUUCCAACCAUCUUUUGUUUUAUCAGUCCUCUGAGGCCAUAGUGGUCUGUUCUAUCUCCAGUCCUUCCAUGUCGUGGAUGUCCCUCUCUGGAUGUUGGAAACAGGAUGGAUUCGCGUGUUAAUUUGACGGUUGUCACCUCAUUGCAGUGCUUGCACCCCCCCUCCUUUGACUGGCUUUUGACUUUUCCCUCCCCAAUCUCUAAGCGAAAGCCCCUGCCUCUCUCUUGGGGCUUCCCGGAGCCCUGUACAGGAGGGCCUUGUUGGAACUGUAGGUUGUUUUGUUGAAACAGUUGACAUUACAAAGAGGAAGCAGAUUUACCCAUCCCUUUUUCUUUUUUCCUGCGGUGUUAUUUGAGGUUGGAGAGCUUUUCAUUUCACAAAAGAAGCUUGCUAGCAGAGAUUUGUGCCUGCAUACACACGGUGUACAUAGGUUUUAUUUAUAAGUACAGAAUUCUUCUUUUUUGUGGUCUUAGCCUGGGGAGGAAUGUCUGAAAGCAGCAGUAGCAGCAGUAAAGCGGUAAUAUUCAUUGCCCCGGCCUCCCCUCCUCCCUCAGCCUCUCCCUCUCCAUCACCCCAGACCCCCAAUAAGAAUGUGAAUGGCUCCGCCAGUUCAGACACGGACGUGGUGGAAAAGCUCAGUGUCCACCCUGAGGUCCAGCGGCGGCGCCACACCAUGGAUAGAGACUCCAAAAUAGCCGAGCACCGCUUCUUCCGCCGGAGUGUCAUCUGUGACUCCAAUGUCACAGCUUUGGACCUGCCCAGCAAAGCAGCUGUGAUACUCACCUCACCCCCAGACUGCCAAGGUCCUCCCACCUUCUUGCUUCCCCAAGCCCCUGGACAUGGGCUGCGAGACGCUGAAGGAGAUGAGCUCCCGAGAGGUGUGCAAAGCUCCAUCCUGCAUCCCGGCCUGGGGACUGGGGGGGCAGCUGCGGAGGGGCACAUAGAAACUGCAGAGGAAGAUUUAAGUAAAGGCGGGAUUAAAGUUGCUGUUCCCACGAGUAGUAUUGAAAAAGAACGUAGUGCAGAAGGGGCCGUGAAAGAGCCCAGCCCGGCAUUAUUGGAUGUUACCGAAAAAACUGCCGACAAACAGCCUGACGUCACAUUGAGGCCCAGAGGAUGCGAGGAGGCACAAAAGGUAACAAAAGAUGGAAAAGCAAUAGAACAUUUGGACGGGGGGAGUGUUAGCAGUCCGACAGAGGAGAAAGACAAGGAGACGGAGGAGGAGAGGGGGCUGGCCAAAGCACGGGCGGAGCAGAGGGAGGCAGAGAAACGAGUGCAGGAGGAUAUAGAGGAGGUGGAGACAAAAGCUGUGGGCACUUCUACAGACGGGCGCUUUUUGAAAUUUGACAUUGAGAUUGGAAGAGGGUCCUUUAAGACUGUGUACAAGGGACUGGAUACAGAGACUACUGUGGAAGUGGCAUGGUGUGAACUCCAGGUGAGUCCAGUCUCAUAAAACU
Messenger RNA from Notothenia coriiceps (black rockcod), 2148 nucleotides. RefSeq names its product serine/threonine-protein kinase WNK1-like. Bases 1176 to 2144 code for a protein of 322 amino acids. The record is from RefSeq and is a predicted model, not a curated record. NCBI's taxonomy places the organism in Eukaryota, Metazoa, Chordata, Actinopteri, Perciformes, Nototheniidae. The transcript is spliced from 2 exons.